AGCUAAAGGGAGGGAACAACACAGAGGGAUCCAAUGUCACCAUUAGAUUAAGGAAUAAAUUGCAUGAAGAUACAGAUUUGCAAAACAGAAACGUCGACAGAGGGAAAAAACGAACGGAAGACAUAAGAGAGGCAGCUAAAUGAAUAACGUUUCUAGUCGUGCCCGGCAAGCUGCUUAUUCGGCGUAAAAAAUUUCAAACAGACCUCUCAGUCUGCAACUUAAGACCUGGUUACGGUCUUUUUAACCCCGGACAACUGGAACAAGUGAAGAUACGGAAGAAAGGAUGCUAAAACUGAGAAGAAAGGGAUAGACCUUUAAUGGAGUGAGUGCAUGAAUAGAGAGAGAGAGGUGCUUCCCCGCUGCACGUGUCGCUUGGUUGAACAGACUGUUUUGUUUAGGGAAUAAAAGUAAUUUGGUAACAAGAGCUUUGCUAAAUAAUAGAAAUGCUUAUUUACCAGGAAAAUCAUUUUUGACAUUAGACCUGUAACACCCAUAUAUAUGACGAGAAUAAUUUAUUUGAGUAACAAGGAUAGCAGGGGUGCAACUUAGGUGAUAUAGCUGUUAUAAAUAUAUAGAUAUAUUUUUUGUAGGCUAGUAUUUUGUAUCACUAAAGGAACUGAGCUACGCACUAUAGCACAGUUGUGUUAUUUUGAACUGACCUGUAUUGUAGCAAAACACAUUGCAUUAUUCAUAACUGUAGCCAUUUUAUAUAUAGAGAACAAAAUCUUGGGUUUCUGCACAGUCACUCGGACCCACGCGACGAGGAUCCCUCUGUUCAGUCAGAAAACGUAGUAAAUUCCACGUAGCAUUUUUGUCCAGUGAGUGUGUUCAUAUGUGUGUGUGUGACGCGCACACUGCACGCACGAGAACAGAGCCAGACCCAAAGCGAGCUCCUCCUCCCCACCCCCUCCCCGCUCGGCUCUCUCUCCUCCUCUCCCUCCCCCUGCUCCUCUAUGCUCAGUUCGGUUUGUGUCUCCUCUUUCAAAGGGCGCAAGGGUGGGAACAAGUCGUCCAACAAAGCAUGUUACAGCGCAGACAUGACUUGUUCGUCAGACAGCGAGAAAAUAGUGAUAAACUGCGGGGGGAUUCGGCACGAGACGUACCGCAGCACACUGAAGACGCUGCCCGGGACCCGGUUGUCCUGGCUCACGGAGCCAGAUGCGUUCAGUAACUUUGACUAUGACCCCAAAUCCGACGAGUUUUUCUUUGACCGUCACCCCAAAACCUUUGCUUUCAUCCUCAACUAUUACCGCACAGGGAAGUUGCAUUGUCCCAACGAUGUCUGCGGUCCUCUCUUUGAGGAGGAGCUUGCGUUCUGGGGUAUCGACGAGACGGACGUGGAGGCUUGCUGCUGGAUGAACUACCGACAGCAUCGGGACGCCGAGGAAGCGCUGGACAGCUUCGAGGCGCCCGAGCCGGACCUGCCAGACGACGACCCGGCGCUAACGGGUGGAGCGGACGGGGACUUGAAGAGGUUGUGUCUGCAGGAGGAUGGCCGCAACCGCAGCUGGUGGAGUAUCUGGCAGCCCCGCAUCUGGGCGCUGUUUGAGGACCCCUACUCUUCCAAAUACGCCAGGUAUGCGGCGUUCGGCUCGCUCCUGUUCAUCCUCAUCUCCAUCUCAACAUUUUGCUUGGAGACACACGAGGCCUUCAACACCAUCUACAAUAAGACAGAGAAUGUGACGGUGGGGAACGUCACUCGGGAGGAGAUUGUGUAUGAGGUAGUGACUGACAGGUGGCUGACCUACGUGGAGGGCGUAUGUGUCAUCUGGUUCACCAUCGAGGUGUUUGCCCGCGUCAUCUUCUGCCCGGACAAGGCUGAGUUCUUCAAGAGCUCGCUGAACAUCAUCGACUUUGUAGCCAUCCUGCCCUUUUACCUGGAGAUGGCGCUGAGCGGCCUCUCUUCUAAAGCGGCAAAAGACGUGCUGGGCUUUUUGCGUGUGGUGCGAUUCGUCCGAAUCCUGCGAAUCUUCAAGCUCACGCGUCAUUUCGUGGGGCUGAGAGUGCUGGGUCACACGCUCCGUGCCAGCACCAAUGAAUUCUUGCUCCUCAUCAUCUUCCUCGCUCUGGGGGUGCUCAUCUUCGCCACCAUGAUCUACUACGCUGAGCGCAUCGGCGCCGACCCGGCCGACCCGACGGCUAGCAAACACACCACCUUCAAAAACAUCCCCAUCGGCUUCUGGUGGGCAGUGGUCACAAUGACAACACUGGGCUAUGGUGACAUGUAUCCAGAGACAUGGUCUGGUAUGUUAGUGGGUGCCCUGUGUGCCCUGGCGGGCGUGCUGACCAUCGCCAUGCCUGUGCCCGUCAUUGUAAACAACUUCGGCAUGUACUACUCUCUGGCAAUGGCCAAGCAGAAGCUGCCCAAGAAGAAGAACAAGCACAUCCCGCGGGCUCCGCAGCCUGGAUCGCCCAACUACUGCAAGCCAGAUGCCUUGGCCAUGGCCACUGCCUCGCCACAGAGGAUCAUGGGUAAUGUGCUGGGCAAUAUGGUGGUCUCUGGAAGCAUGGCAGGAGACUGUCCUCUUGCACAGGAGGAAAUCAUAGAGAUUAACAGAGCAGACUCAAAACAGAAUGGAGAUGCUGCAAACGCAGCUCUGGCUAAUGAGGACUGUCCCACCAUAGAUCAGGUGCUGGGGCCAGAUGACAGGAGUCCGGCCACCGGUGGGAUGGGGACGUGCACAGGGCGUGAACGUUACCCCCAUGAUAGGGCCUGCUUCCUUCUCAGUACCGGAGAGUUCCGCACCACAGACAGCAAUGUCAGGAAAGCUGCUGGUUACGAGAAGUCCCGCAGCCUCAAUAACAUAUCGGGGAUGACAGGGGCCCCCCUGCGCCUGACCCCCAUCACCCCCAUCAACAACCCACCCUACGAGCCCUACGAAACCCCCGGCCCCCUGCGCCGCUGCCGAUCCCCCAUACCCUCCAUUCUGUAGCACAUCUUAGGGAACGACGACAAAAUACGCACCAUCACAUCGCAGUAGUAUUAAUAAACACAAUAACGAUGCUAAGUAUUCACACCUCUGCUCCUCCAUUGACUGGACAGGGUGGGGGUACACAGCACUCUUUUUAAUAUGUCAUGCCUCAAAGGGACUGGGAUGAAUUUGUUUAGGGAUUUAGAGCUUUAAGUACUAAAAUGACUUCAUCGCAUAUAAUUCAGGCAAUAUUUCAGACAGGCAACUAAAAACAAUUAUAUGCUGUAACGUAAGCGGAUUAUGCCUUAUCAAAGAUGAAAAAAAGAAGCACUGAGUAUUAUAAGGAUAAAACUCCUCACUGGUCCAUAGACAGCGACGAGCACCCUGUAGGAAAUCUACCCCUGUAGUUGAAUGAUAGUAGUUAACUUUUUCUCAUGUUCCUGCCUGAUUGCUGGUUGUAUAUAACAAAAGAAAAAGAAAAAAACACGAGACUGUGAUCCAGCAGGCUUAUUCAUUGAGUACUAGUCACUGAGAUCAGCUAUGAUACACCAUAAUAGGCCUUGAAAAUCCACUUCAUAUCAAAGCUUGGAAUGAUAAAGGUCAUAGGUCACAGACAACAUGCAAGUAGUUCAAGUGCAUGCUAGAAAAGACGUCAGUUAGGCAAGUAGAAUAUAUCUAAACUCCCAAUCCCCUUUAACUGCUAUGAAGAUAUGAAAAUAAACGCACCAUAUGCUGGACUGAUUUGAACUUCUAAUUAAGCCCUGCAGUAGAGAAUUAACGGAUUGGAUCAUUUCGGCUGAUUUGACUGUGAUGAAGGAGUUUAUGGUGAUUCGGGCCGUAGAACAUGAUGAGUAUUAUGAUUAUGAUAAACACAAGGACCGUCUUUAAUAACACACUAAGCAUUUCCUACAGGAACAUUUGUUGUCACCUGAUAUUUUAAAAUAGAAGUAACGCCGCAGUUAUUAAUCAUGCUCUUUAUUUUGGACAAAGAAAAACGCUUAAACCAUUCUUGUGCAAUAUCAACUAUUAUGAUGACCUCUGACCCUGAGAAGCUGGAGAUAAAUCCUGCAAACUUUAACGUUAACUGUUGUAAACUAACAUAGAGACCGAGAACUGAUCAUUAUUUAAAAAAGAAGCUAUUUUUGUACUAAGCAUUUGGACGGUGCGAUUCGGAUGGGGGUUUGGAGUUGACAUUGUGGGAGGACAGGAUAUCGUGCUGUUGCAUGGAUAUUAAUCUACAGUUAACGUUUUUGCUUUUUUAUAUUUUGACUCUCUGCAUAUUCAACACCAAGUACCACGAAAUGAAAAGAGCAGUGGUCUGGACAAAUGACGAAAAAAAUAAAAUAAAUAAAUAAGGAGGAGCCAUUCCUAUUAAGGGCCUAUAACCUUCUGCACUUCUUCGGGACCCUUUUCAUUUUGUAUACUAGUGCAUGAAGGAACUGUCUUUAAAAUAUAUCCUUUGCUUAUUAUGGUAUUUCCUCAUUAAUAUGAAGACAUAUCAAGCUGAACUGCACUCCUCACUGCAUAUCCGCAUAUAUCCCGGGGCUGUGGUGAACCAGACAGUGGCCUCAAAGUUUCCCUACAAAGGGCAAGAAUUAGCUGGACCUUUUCAUCAUCCUCAUCAUCAUCACUGGCAUUACCCUCCCUCGUCAUAAUCAUUUUCUGAUUACUGUUAUUCCUAUAAUUUGAAUGCAGUAGAAAAUCAGUUCAGUUUGUUUUCUCUUUGGUCCUCUUCUUUUCUUUCUCUGUUUUUUAUUUUUAUUUUUUUUAUGUUUUUAUUUUUACCUGCUCUGUCUCUUGGAUGCUGACCUUCGUUUCCGAUAUAAAGGAGGGAACAUUGAGUGGAUGCUGGAUUGACAGCGGUCAGUAAGAGAAGAAAAAGAAAAGAUGACAAAAUGAACUCUCUGAAAUAUAUGAGCCAUAUUAGCGACGAUCUGCUGCAUAUUUGCGUGCACAGAUGCAAUGCACACCUCUGCUGAAGAUAUCUCUGCAAUGGCAGCUCACAAAGCUUAUUGUCUAUUUCUCCAUGUGAAACAACAGAAAAACUGGGGUAUAAAUGACAAAACUUUGUCAGAAAGCAAAGUAGCAUUAUUUAUUUAGAUGAUUUCAUUGUCUUGCAACUGAAAUAUUUCACUUACACAUAUUUCAUAUUUAAAUACAAUUCAUCUGUAAUCAUUCUUCUGAAUUAAGCAAUAUAUUUAUUUUACUGUUUAUUUAUUUGCAUUUAGGUUUUUUAUUUUCAUGUUUUUGCUAUUGCCACAUUACUUGUUACACUCCUCUUUCCCUCCUCUCUUCUUUCCUGUUUAAAGAAGUUCACUGCUAGAGUGAAGAAAGCCAUGGAGGUUGUUGAUUACAUGGAGCAUCUGCAUGGCAGCAGCAAACUAAUGUGUGGCACCGUGCUUUAAUGAGUAAAACACCAAUCAUCAUUCGCCUGCAUGCAAGUGUGCUGCACUGCUUGAUGUACAUGCUUCAUAUAUACACUGAAGACAUCAGGACAUUGAGCAGGGACCAUCUAGUAGAUUUAUGCUACGCCACAUGUGUGUUCAGUGUUUUUAGGGAGAUUCUCCCUUUUUUUUUUUUUUUUUGGUUUGAACCAGCAGGUUAUUUAGCCAUUCAAAGACAAAAUGCAGUAACUAAACCACACAAUUUGUAGUGAAUCUGAGCAUAGUUGAGUCAAACCCAUCCAACACAGAAGUUCUAUAUAGUUAUUAUGGUUUAAGAGAGCUGAUUGUGCUCAUAACUUAAUUUUGAAAAUAUGCAUUUACUGCAUUUUGUCUUUGCACGGCGGAAUUGUUUGAAGCAAAUGAUCCAUCAUAGAUUUCUAAUUGUUUUAAUAGGUGGCUAUUAAAAAUGUAUGUUACGAGGUACCUUGUUAAACAAACAAGUGCAAGUGUGCAUUAUUUAUAAUUUUAAAUUCAGACAAAUGACCUGUUCUAUUUAGAAGGAGAGAAAGAGGAAAACUAAAAUGUCUGUAUGAUUCAGGUCCAGCCAAAACAUUGUUUUAUUUCUCACCUUGUGUCUCCUCCAUGUCCUUCUUCUCCUCUUCAUCUCUCUUUUUUUCUUUCUGUGUUUUUAAUGCUCUUUAUAAGGGUGUAUAGUUCAGGUCUUAAUGAUAUGUGCAGUUUUGAAUGAUGACUUUGUAAUUUCCACAUGCAUGGAUUUCUAUUGCGAGCAAUAAGGAAAUUAUAAGUCUAUGUGUUUUGAUAAGAAAAUGUAUUUUAACAUAAAGGUUUAUGAACAUGUUUGUUGAUACGAGUGUGUACAUAUGGAUGUGCAUAUUCAUAUGCACAUGCAUAUUAAUGAUUUGCAUGAAACAAAUGUACAAACCUUUUUCCAUUGAUGUUUUGUUACCAAUCUGUCAUUUUUGACUUGAUUGUUGUGGGGGGCGGGGCUUAGUUUUGCAUGCUAAGACGCUAUUGGGUGGCAGAGACCAUUACAACUGUUGUACUGAAUGUGGGGUUUUGAAUGUGCUUUAACUAUGUACCUGUUUAAGUUUUCUUUUCCUUGUUAGACAUCAAAAGCAUUGCAGAUUGUCAUUAUAUGAUUUAUUCUUUUUCAUCUUUUCACAGAGAACUAUUCUGAAAGCCCAGUGCUUAUCAGAUAUAUGCAAAACGAAGCAGUAACUGUGAACUAAGACUAGAACAGAAAAUCCACUUCUUCCUUCACAAAUACAUUCCCAAAAUGCACACCUGAGCCCCCAAACCUGUAUCAGCUCCCGUACAAGUCCAUUUUAGUUUGUAUUCUCAUCUCAUGACAUCAUGCAUCUUGUUUAACAGUCCUAGUUUUGCAUUAUUAAUGAGCAAUUUAGUUGUUCUCUUCCCCUUUUCUGUUGUGUUAUCCUCAGCUCUAGCCCCCUCUGCUGGUUUUUACGGGGGAUGAACUAAUGUAGCAUUCGCUGUUGUAGAUCAUUAGCACUCUUUGGUCACUUUAGAGUCUAAGAAUACAAAGCCCUUUAUGUUUAGCCCUUAAUGUUUUCCUGUUAUAUUUAAGAUUAAAGGAAAGAUUCUUUAGGCAUUUAUUUGAACAGACUCCGAAGGAUUGAUUUCCUGUUCUCUCUUGUGUCACUAAACACUGAUCAGAGCAGAGAGAAAGAAGCUAAUGCUAAGAAGUCUGUUCACUGCAGCAAUGCAUGUUUCCACACAUUCAAGAUAGCUAGCACUUAGCAUCCUAGUGCAUUUUGUGGUUUUGCUGUGUAAAGUCUAUCUGCAAAGGUGUAAUCAGAGUGGAUGGGAUGACUCCACUUUUAUCCCUUUAUCUCAGUUCUGAAGUUAUAAUGCGAAAGUGACAGCCCUGCCACAUGUUAGCUUAGUUGGCGAAUGCCCUGGUAAGCAGAGGCUGCAUGCGAUCAUGGAGGACAAUGUAAAUAGUUCUCCUGUACACAGACUGCAUGUGGAGUAAACAGCACAGAAACUAUUGUUUGAUUCAAAUGUGGCAUUUGAAACGGGGAGAGCAGGUCGAGUUUAAAUUGUUUAGCGACAUUAUCCAGAAUCCUCUCUGUUUCUGACUUAAGCUCCCUGUCACUACUCAGGUAAAUCUCUUUUUGUCCGUCUAUACCAGUGCUUCCAAAAUGAUGUCAUUCGAAAAAACAAAGAGAGAGGCAGAUGGGAACACCCCGUGUACGCAUACAUCUGUGUAAAUACGAAAUAAUCAUUUUUGACCCCAACACUCAUUCCAAGUCUUCCUUUUCCACAAUGUCCUUCACAUCCUUCAUUUCAUUUGUCACUUUCAUUUAUUCCCUUACUGCUUCCAAAUAACAACCAAAAAGCCCGGAUGACAUUAUGAGAAACUGAGGGAAAAAGAAUGAGUGAUUUGUUUAAAAAAAACAAAAAAAACUUUUCAAACAUGGUCUGCCAUAAGUGGAUUACACACACACAGAGAAAAUCCUGUAUGUGGAAUCCGGACGCAACCAAAUUCAGGAGAUGAAAGCGUCAGGGUCAGAUGGACAGAUUGUGUGUUUGGGGAACAGAGUUUUGGGAGGAUUGUCAACAAAUGAAGAAAAGGCGUCGUGAAAUGGAGGACAGUUUGGGGAAGAAAGAAAAAAAGAAAAGAGAGGAGGAAGGGAGCUGAACGCUUCUCAGUUGCUGAGCUUCUGAACUGCCCAUUUUCUAAAGCUCCCCAACCGCAAAACCUGUCCGGAGGCAACCCCCAGAGUCACCACAGGAUAAGAGAUGGCGAAAGAGAGAAAACGAGAGAUGAAAGGAGUGCUUCGCUAAACCAACUGGAAGAAAACAUUGUAACGCUCAUCUCUCCACUGCUAAUUUUAACCCCCGCAAUAAACUGACAAUAUCACGUCCUUGGAGGAUGCAAACACAUUCUCUUCCACUGGCCUUGGAAAACGGGGAGGAUCAGCAUACAAACUGUAGUAUGUCCUGGCUCAACCCUUCCUUAUGGAAAUGGAUGCAAUUUUGAAGUGAUGAGAACUAUUUUUGAGGGCGUUCCACCAUGAUAAAUGCACACCUGAAAGUGGACAAAAACCCUCAAUCCAGUCUCAGAUACACGGAAACACCCAUCAUGCCCUUCAACGCUAUGCAAUUCAGCCACACGUUAACAGUCAAAUUCAUGAACGCUUCAAUCAAACGGUUUAUCAGCCAAACUUUUACCGCUUCUUUACCUUUUGGAGAUCUUGCACGUGCUUUAAAUGAAAAUAGACAGUGGCGUCAUUGGCCUGCCAUAUCCCUAUAUUCUACUGUUUCCCCAUUCAUCCAAUUGGAAAUCUUGUUCAGAGUGUCCUUCUCAGGGCUCACAGAAAGAGGACUUUGUCAGCUAUGGAGAGAAGAGCGUUAGCCUCUCUCUUUUCUCUCUCUCUUAGUUUAGUUCUCUGCAUCUCAGCAUUUCUGUUCCACUGUAGAUGAACUGCAUGGCAUGAAUGGAAAAAAACAAAACUCCUGCUGAGAGGAACAAGAGGAAACCAUAGACAGGACUGCUCUGUUUGCACAGUUUAAUAGGGGUGACUCUGGAUCAGUGGAUGGGGUCACUUUUUUCACCUUCAUGUGAGGAACAGAAAAUACAACAUAAGUGCAUGAUACCUGUUGAAGGACAGAGGGGUUUUUAAGUGGACUGGGUGAACUUUAAACAAAAGCUGAAGAAAAAAAAAGAGAAAACUAAAAUUGCAUUUUUCUCACUUUGUUUACCAGCAUGACUAAACUGCAUGACUUCUGCAAGCCCUGAAUCCCAAAUUAGAAGGCUUGAAAUCACUAAACACCAAAAUCAAAUGGAAACAAUAAAAGUUUAUGCUAAAUGCUACUAAAUUUAGAAAAAAAAAUAAUAUAUAUAUAAAAAGAGAGGCUCUAUAUUUUGUUUUUGAAUAAUAAUAAUUUAAAAAAAAAAUAAUAAUGUAAAAAUAUAUAGGAUUGCAAGAUUGACCGUUUUGUUGGAUAAAAGAUGAACAAACCCCACUGAGUCUAGCUGAAUGAUGAGACGAACUCCUUCAACUACUACUGCUCCCUCAAUGGCUUCAAGUGACAUUUCUUCCCUUCUCUAUGUCAUCCGUUUCACCCUUUACUUGAACUUCUCUGGCUCUCUGCUCUGCCCUUCACAAUCUCCCUCAGUCAUGGCAGCCUCCAGCAGAGGCGCAACAGUCUAUAGGGCUCUUGUCUUUUGAUGGUUAUGGGUCUGAAGAGUAAGUUUGAAGGGCAUUUUAAGGUUGUGGGUGAAGUUUUCUUUAUUGGCUGAGUCCUGAUUGAAAGUUUUGGGUUGAUUUGCGAUGUUGGUUCCUUUCAUUUCAUCCACAUUCUGUGGGUAAAUCAAAGCUUUAUCCAUCGAAAGUGAGCCUGUGUCCACUUAAUAUCAAUCUAAUGAAUAUCAUUGUGUGAACUGCUGUGUCUUGAGACCCUGAGCACUUACAUCACAAAGCACUAUUUUUCAAGCAAUGUGAGAGUAGCGCCACCAUAUGAGCUCAAAGGUGCUCAGGAGACCAUGCUUUCAGAUUCAGAAAGCUGAACAUGGUUUUGUAGUUGUGUCGAGUUUUGACAUUAGCAUUCAUUUUAUUCUGGAGUUUAUUUUCCGGUGGUACAGAGCAUUGAAAGGCUUUGACAAGAUUUUGUUUCAAUCAUUUAAUGUUGUUUUAUUUGGAAAAUUUCGAGAUUUGCAGAUGCUGAGCACCCACUAAAACCAGCCAUGCCAUACCAAAACAGACUUCCUUAUGAACUUAGCAGCAGAUUUCUAAUGUUAGCAUCAGUAUUAGCAUUGUGUGAGAGGAGACCAUGAUUCCACCAAUGUCGCUUUAAAAUCAUAGAUUACACAUGUAAGUAACUGUUUGUUAAACAGCCUUUGGUGUCUUCUUCAACAAGAUACGAGGUUACUUUUCAAAAGUUGGUUAGUCUGGUUAGGCGUUUUAAGGUAUGUUUCAAUUGAUUUAAAGUGUCAUUUGCUGUCUUAAAACACCAUGACUCAUCGUUAAAAAUCAGAUGUAAGCUUAGUUAAGUAACUUCCUAUGCAACACCUAAUCAAGACCUUAGCAGCUCACACACACACACACACAUGCCAUGUGCCCAGGCCAGCGGGCUGGUGUCUGUUUACCUGUGCUGUGUGUCCAGGGAGAAAAACGACACCGAUGCCGCUCCAUCACCACAAGAGCCAGCAUUAUCUACUGACCGUGUAGUUUUAAUUUAAACGUUAGCAGCUGGUCCAAGUAGCUUGAAGGUACGACAAAGUUUUGCAGCUGUAGUAGCCAUGCCCAGACACUCACGCACUUUCCGAGUUAACAUUUAUGUUUAUAUGUAAGCAUAUACUCAUCUUCGAGGGUCUGUAUGACAUCUAUGUUACAAAAACUUGUUUGUUACGUGAUACUCAGUUCCAGAUUGCAAUGCAUUUGCUGACUGGUUAAGAUGACAUGUACCUCUCUGGUUGUUCAUAAAGUCCGAUCGGAUGGUGUUUUGCAGCAAUAAUGACGGAGGGCCACCUUUUUCUCAUUAUCUUCAUUAUGAAUUGGGGGACAUGCUCAUCUCAUCCCUAAUUAGAAAUCCAGUGUGCCUGAAACUGUUCCCUGAAUGUGUACACAAACCGGCCACAUCAAUUGAAGAUGCUCUCUCUGCGAAUGCUUCCCGUGAGAGCUUGUCUUAGCGUGCAUGAGACCGCAACCCCUCCAGAUGGCUGACAGCUCAACAUACCUUUACUUGAAACCCAAAUACAAAACAUAUCAGAGAGGAGCAGAACAAAGCCAGAAUCAGUCUUCACGCUUUCUCAACUUCCUGUUUGCAUCCCCUCCCCCCUCUCAUCUGUUCCCUCUCCUUCUAUAUUUUUGAGGACGAAACUUUUUUGCAUCCCUUGUUCUUGUGUUUUUCUAUCAUAUUGUUUGAAGUUGAAUUAUAAUGCAUGCAUGGAAUACAAUGAGGACGUAACUUGUGAAUCAUUUGUGAAUGGCCAGAAUGAGGUGACCAUCUCUUUCACCUGGGCUCUCUACUCUGCGACUUCUCUUUCCGAGACAAUUAGAGAGAAAAGAAAGAGCAUAUUGUUUCUGGUUUCUCUCACAUCCCUUUCUCUUCCAAAUGUAGCCAUGCCAAAUAUAAGUUAUGGCUAUACGCUAGCCAUUCUGAAAGACUCUAUGUUUAAUUUACAUAUUUAUAUAUUGUUUUAAAGAUGUUAUUUAUCUGUAUAUAUUUGUAGUAAAUAUUUAUUAGAGCUUCCACAGACUCAGAGCUGAACAGAUGCAGCAGAUGUCGACAAAACAGCCUGCAGGAACUCAGUUUUCACUGCGUGUGGCUGUGUAUUUGUUAUAGUAUAGUUUGACCCAAGAUGCACUACCUGUACUUUUCUACUUUAGUUAUUUUAUGUAGCUUAUUUGAAGGGGGAAUUCAUUGCACUAUCACAGCUAAUGGAGCUGCUGUGUCUACUGCUGAGCGCAAACCUAACCAUACACCCCCCAAGUUAAGAAACAGGGACAGAGAGAAAGAGAGAGCGAAAGAGAGAGUUAGAAAGAGAGGCCAGUGAGAAAGAGAAGGUUCCUAAAAGAAAUGGAUGAGUUCUAUGCUACUAAGAUUGAUGCUGGAUACAAUUUUAUUGUCAUACAAAAAAGGGAAAAAAAUAUCAAGAACUGUAUAAAAUAUAUUUCAAUGGAAUGUUUAUUAUUUACCUUUUAUAUUUUUGAAAUGUAUAAAGAAAAAAAAAGAAGAAUCUGUAAUAAUUUAACAGAGUUGUGAAAACGGAGACUUAAAAAUCAUUAUAUUAUUAAAAGUAUGGAAGUUUGAACGUGAAUGCUAACCUACCUGAUCAAAUCUUCUCCAUUACAGAUAAGAAAUAAAUAAAUAAAAACAAUUAGAAAAAAUGAAAUCCAAUUUAAAAAGAAAAAGUUAUCAAAAAGUCAAUAAAAAUGUUAAAAGCUCAUGCCAAAAUUUUCAA
This is a messenger RNA of Carassius gibelio (silver crucian carp), 12248 nucleotides long. It is a transcript of the gene kcnc3a, whose product is annotated as potassium voltage-gated channel, Shaw-related subfamily, member 3a. The transcript has 6 exons. Gene Ontology annotation, biological process: protein homooligomerization; potassium ion transmembrane transport. Bases 954 to 2933 code for a protein of 659 amino acids. The record is from RefSeq and is a predicted model, not a curated record. Gene Ontology annotation, cellular component: dendrite membrane; neuronal cell body membrane; voltage-gated potassium channel complex. NCBI's taxonomy places the organism in Eukaryota, Metazoa, Chordata, Actinopteri, Cypriniformes, Cyprinidae. Gene Ontology annotation, molecular function: delayed rectifier potassium channel activity; protein binding.